AUGCGCUCGAUCGCGUUCGUCGCGGUCGCUGUUUCGACGGCGGCAGUGAUCGCCUCAGCGAUCACCACUCCUAUGCUGUACAGCUACGUGCAGACCCUCCAAAGUCAGGUCAACGCCGAAACUGACUUCUGCCGAAUGCGUUCUCGUGACAUGCUCGUCAGCAUGUACCAGAUGGCUCCUAAAGGCCGUGCUAAGAGAGGAUGGUUGUUCGGACAAUGGGUACCUGAUGGUGGAGCUGGCGGUGGCGCUGAAUAUGGCGGUGCUCCUGAGCAAUACGCUCCAGCUCCCCCACCAAGCAACGGUUACGGCCCUGUUGUCAACGCCGAACCCGAGCCACAAUGCUGCACUUGCCAGCAGGGACCCGUCGGACCCGCUGGGCCUCCUGGAGAUGAUGGAAAGGAUGGAAACGAUGGUGCCCAAGGAGAUGAUGCUAAGGAUGGACGUGAUGGUGGAAUUGAGGGCUCCGAUGGACUCCAGUCCGAGCCAUGCGUCAUCUGCCCACCUGGACCACCUGGACCCCCAGGAAACGCUGGUGCCAAGGGACCACAAGGACCUCGUGGAACCCCUGGACUUUCUGGAAUUGAUGGACGUCGUGGAGAGCCCGGUAUGGUUGGACCAGCCGGACCCGGAGGAGAGCCCGGAGUUCCUGGACCAAAAGGAAAGAAGGGAGAAGAUGGACAUGUCAUCAACGUCAACGGACCACCAGGACCACCUGGACCUCCUGGUCCUAAGGGCCGUAAGGGUGAACGUGGACCUAAGGGACGUGUCGGAGCCGUCAUUCCCGGACCCCAGGGACCACCUGGAGACCAAGGAAAGAAGGGCCGUUCAGGUCGCAAGGGAGAGAACGGUGGCCCCGGAGGACUUGGAUCAAAGGGAGCCGAUGGAGAUUGCUUCCACUGCCCCACUCCUCGCACUCCACCUGGCUAUUGA
Ostertagia ostertagi is the source of this 930-nucleotide messenger RNA. Lineage: Eukaryota; Metazoa; Nematoda; Chromadorea; Rhabditida; Trichostrongylidae. The record is from the annotation of a GenBank genome assembly.